This is a messenger RNA of Piliocolobus tephrosceles (Ugandan red Colobus), 2710 nucleotides long. Its product is annotated as SH3 domain and tetratricopeptide repeat-containing protein 1-like. Bases 1396 to 2064 code for a protein of 222 amino acids. NCBI's taxonomy places the organism in Eukaryota, Metazoa, Chordata, Mammalia, Primates, Cercopithecidae. The record is from RefSeq and is a predicted model, not a curated record. The transcript has 5 exons.
UUUAGUAGAGGGGUUUCACCACGUUGGCCAGGCUCGUCUUGAACUCCUGACGUCUGAUGAUCCACCUGCCUUGGCCUACCAAAGUGCUUGGGAUUACAGGCAUGAGCCACUGUGCCUGGCGAUUGGGAGGCUUUUGCAGUAACCCAGAGCGCUCUGAUGAGGGCUGGACCUGGUUGGAAAUGAUGAGGAAGGUGAGAAGUGGUUAGGUCUGGCAUAUAUUUUGAAAGGAGAGUUUAAAUGGGUUGAAGGACGAGAGAGAGAAAAAUAAGUUUUAAGGAUGAUGUCAAGGAUUUUGGCCUGAGUAACUGGAAGAGGAGAGAUGCUGUUAUUGGGAUCGGGAAGACUAUGGGAGGAGUGGGUUAUAGCAGGGAUUAUUGAAAGUGUGUUUUGGGCAUGCUAAAUUUGGGGUCUAAAAAGAGAUGUCAAGAAGUGUUCGCUGGGCGUGGUGGCUCACGCCUGUAAUUCCAGCACUUUGGGAGGCUGAGGCGGGCAGAUCACCUGAGGUCAACAGUUCGAGACAAGCCUGACAGUUAUUAAAAUCGAUCAUUGAUGUUUACUAAUUAAUCGUAUUAUUACUCCUAAUACCGCAGAGGGUGUACACCUACCUGUGAUGUCGUUCCUAAUAUCCAGGGACAGAGAGCAUGAUUUUAGUUUUAAUAUUGCAGGUGUACAGUCACCCUGUGACACUGAUCCUAAUAUCCAGGGGGGUAGAGGAUGACAUGACUCCCAACAUAGCAAUGAACGGACAGCCACCCGGUGAUAUUGUUCUUAAUAUUAACGGAAGAAGCCUAUGCUGUGACUCCCAAUAUCUCAGGGUGGAUACAGCUCUUCUGUGAUAUGGUUCCUAGUAUCCGGAAGGGGAGAGAAUGAUAAUAAUUCCAGUAUCGCAGGCUGUGUUCCCCUGCCCUGUGAUAUUGUUAUUAAUAUCCUGGAAUGGAGAGGAUGAUAUGACUCCCCAUACAGCAGGAGGCGUCCACCUAGCCUGGGAUAUUGUUCCUAAUAUCCAUGGAGAGGAGAGACUGAUAUGACUCCCAAUAUGGUAGGGGGUGAACAUCCACCCUGUGAUAUUCUUAAUAUUCCAAGGCUGAGAGGUUGAUAUGACUCCCAGUAUCACAGACACUGUACACCCCCGUGUGAUACUCUUCCUCAUAUCCGGAAGGGGAGAAGAUGGUAUUAAUCCCCACAUCGCAGGAGGUGAACACCCACUCUGUGAUAUCUUUCCUAGUAUGCAGGGGGAGAGGGGAUACUAUUAUUCCAAUAUUGCAGAAGAUGUACAUGCUCCCCCCGUGAUAUUGUCCUUAAUAUUCCAAGGCACAGAAGACGAUGUUACUCCCAAUAUCGCAGAAAGUGUACACCCCCCAGUGAUGUUGUUCCCAUGAUCCAGGAGGGAAGAGGAUGAUACGACUUUCAACCCCUGCACCCUGCAAUGCUCUCACCCUGCAACACCGACACCGAGCUCAACCUGACAUAGGACCAGAGGCCAGCUGCGGGCCGUCCAGCGGCUGUGCUACUUCUACAGCGUCGUCAUGCCCAGCGAGGCCCAGUGUGUCCUCUACCAUGAGCUCCAGCUCUCCCUGGCCCGCAAGGACCUACAGAUCCACUCUGGACUACAGCAAACAAAGUCUGGGGAUUCUCAUUCACCUCCAGAAGAAAGAGGAGGCGCAUGCCUGUCUGCAAGCAGAGAAGAUCUACUACAUCCUGCGGCAGAGCGAGCUGGUGGACCUGUACAUCCAGGUGGCACAGAAUGUGGAUCUGUACACAGGCGGCUCCAACCUGGGGUGGAGCCGUUUGAGGCAGCUGGAGACAUCUUCUUCAAUGGGGCCUGGGAGCGGGAGAAUGCUGUGUCCUUCUACCAGUGACUACGGGCAACUGCAAGGGGAGCCACCGCUGUGCAACAAGCCGGUGGCACUGCUGGCCAUGCUGGAGGAGCCCCAGGAGGGCUUGGAAUUUGCCCACAUGGCCCUAUCUGUCAGCAUCACUCUGGGUAAGUCCCCUGAGAGCCCGCCCUGCCAGGACCCACACUUUGCCAGAGCCGAGCCUCCAUGUCUGCAGGGCAGGAGCUGAAACAGGAAGGCAGAUCUGCCCAGCUGGCUUCCCUGUCUGGCCGUGGGCACAGCCCGAGGUCUCUCAUGUACGGCAGAGUUCCCUGCCUGGCUGAGCUCUGCUUCCUCUGUCUCUUUCCGCUGCUGAUCACAAGGGCCGCCCAGUGUGUCCUCUGCCUUCCAGACAUGCCAGGCAUCACGGUCCCUGUAUGUGCCAGGCUGAGUGGCACAUUCCCUUUGUCUUGUGCCCUUUCCACCCUCAUCAACCACACAACUCUCUGGCUGAUGAAAUCACAGUUCCCCUUCCAGCAGCCUGCCCCUUAAGGCGGGGCAUACCCUGGUGCUGUGCCAGGUCGUCUCUCCUCCUCCAGAGACAGGGAACCCUGGGCAGGCCGCAUGCACCAGCGCCUUGUGCCCUGGGGCCCAGUACAGAGUAGGUGUGCAGCUGUGUGGGAAUGCAUUGAAUGCAGGCUCCACGGCACUCGCCCUGCAAAGGGGAGGACAUCAGAGACAGCCUAGCUGGGUUUGCGCAACUGUGGGGGGACCUGGAGCUCAGGCACGCAGUGACUCCCCAAGGUAAGGGGCUCUGAUCGUGACGCACCCAGGAGGAGUCGGAUGUCACGUCUGUGGGUUGCAUGGAGCCCGGGAGCACCUGGACUGCAUGGCUU